AUGAGCAGGAGCAACGUCGAUGACAAUGGCUCCUUUGCUGGGCUGCGGGAGGAGGGAUGGGCUGUGCUGCUCUCCCCUCCCCCAUCCGCCUGCCCUCCCUCCAUCCCCGGGCUGGCUGGGAGCAGGAGCAACGUCAUCGGAGACUGGCGGCACCUAAGCAGGAGUGACGGCGGCGGCGGCGGGAAGUACCCGCCGGAGAAGGGGUGGUGCCAAAACAGGGAUGACAGCAAUGUCGUUGCCAUUGCAGCGAGCUGCCGCAAGAGCGACAAUGUUGUCACCGGGGAGACCACGAACGGUUGCUACAUUCUAUCAAGAAUCGCGGGAGGGGUCUGCAACUGCCGUGUUGGCAGCAACCGGGCCUGCCUGUUUUUUUGGUCCUCCUUAGUGCUGGUGGUGGUGGUCGUUGUCACUCUGAAAGCUUUGCAGUAUCGCCCAGGUGAAGUCACAGAAAUGCCCAAGGAGUUAACUGACUUCAAAAAGGACGGCUUUACCCUCAUCAUCCAAACAUACAAGCGAGAUGAUGUUCUCCUGAAGGUCCUGGAACGUUGCCUGGCCGUGCCUGAGCUCCAGAAGAUCCUCAUAGUGUGGAACAAUGUCAAGGAACGCCCCACCCAGAAACUACGGGACUCCUUGAGCCGUUACAGUACUGCAAUUGUCUUUAUGGAGCAAAAGAUCAACAGUAUGCAAAACAGAGUGCAACCCUUUUCUGAAAUUCAAACUGAUGCUGUGUUUAUGCUGGAUGAUGACAUUCUUCUCAGCGUUUCUGACAUCAGGUUUGCUUUCACCAUUUGGAAGCUACAUCCGGACCAAAUUGUUGGCUUUGUACCCCGGAAACACGUCGAGACCGCUCCUGGGGUGUACAACUACAAUGGCAUCGGGCUGCCAGAUUCACAAAAAGGAGGAGGAGCCAAAUAUUCUAUGGUGUUGCUUGGCGCCUCAUUCUUCCACCGUCGCUACCUGAAGCUGUACAAGGACCAGCCGAAAGCAAUGCACAAUCUGGUAGAGGACACCCAAAACUGUGAUGACAUUGCCAUGAACUUCGUUGUGGCUCUGCACCUGCGCAAACUUUGGGGUGGCGCUAGGCCCGCAGGUAUUUUCGUCAAACCUGUGAACAUGGUCAACGUGGAGAACCAAGCCAACAGCGGCUUCAAGGGAAUGUGGCAGCGCCCGCAACACUUCAAACAGAGGUCCGACUGUCUCAACCAACUAGCCAAAAUUUAUGGUUUCAUGCCAUUGCAGUUCUCUGAUAUCAUGGUGACGCGGUUUCGGACGAGUUGA
Molecule: messenger RNA, 1278 nt
Organism: Nerophis lumbriciformis (worm pipefish)
Lineage: Eukaryota; Metazoa; Chordata; Actinopteri; Syngnathiformes; Syngnathidae
Source: RefSeq, a predicted model, not a curated record